Messenger RNA from Cydia amplana, 5276 nucleotides. RefSeq names its product transcription elongation factor SPT6 (gene Spt6). Gene Ontology annotation, biological process: transcription elongation-coupled chromatin remodeling; nucleosome organization; transcription elongation by RNA polymerase II. Gene Ontology annotation, molecular function: histone binding; DNA binding; nucleosome binding. Gene Ontology annotation, cellular component: transcription elongation factor complex. Lineage: Eukaryota; Metazoa; Arthropoda; Insecta; Lepidoptera; Tortricidae. The transcript has 25 exons. Bases 168 to 5276 code for a protein of 1702 amino acids. The record is from RefSeq and is a predicted model, not a curated record.
CAAAUUUGAUAGGUAGUGGACGGACGGGUGAAGUGAAAGAAAACUCAUUUAAAUUCCAUUCUUUCUAUUCGUAUUUGUGUAAUUUUAAUAAAAUUUGAUAACUUAGUCUCGUCAAAUAAUCCCCAGACUGUGCAUUCCCGUUGAAAGGCCCGGGCGUGUAGAUUAAAAUGGCUGAUUUUCUGGAAUCUGAAGCGGAGGAGAGCGAGGUUGAAUCCGAUGACGAGCAACCAGCAGAGCGCAAAAAGCCGAAGCGUAAAGCUGCAGUCCAGAGUGACGAUGAAGAGGAGGAUGAAGAAGAUGAUGAAGACAGACUUAGGGAAGAGUUGAAAGAUUUGAUAGACGAUGCACCGAUAGACGAAGACAGUGAUGGAGAGGACUCGGAUGCCAGCGCAGGACCGAAAAAGAGAAAAAAAAGUGAUGACGAACUGGACGAUAGGCUAGAGGAUGAAGAUUAUGAUCUCAUUGAGGAGAAUCUUGGUGUUAAAGUUGCUAGGAAUAAAUUCAAGCGUCUGCGCCGUUUGGAAGACGAUGACAGUGACAAUGAAGGAGCUGAUGACCCUGAGCUGGAGAGAGAAGUCAUCGCCGAGAAGCUGUUUGUCGCUGGCUCUGAUGAGGAGGAUGAGAACCGGUCCGAGUCCGCAGCCCCCCGGGAAGUGGAAUACGACGAGGAAGGCGAGGAAGGCGAAUCAGACGCCGACGAUUUCAUCGUGGACGACGAUGGCAAGCCCAUCGCUAAGAAGAAACGGAAACCUAUAUUUACUGACGCGUCUUUACAAGAAGGCCAGGACAUAUUCGGCGUAGACUUCGACUACGACGAAUUCGACAAGUAUGGCGACGAGGAUUCAGAAGAAGACGACGAGGAAGAUUUGGACCAGUAUAUUUCGGACGACGAGGAGGAAGGUGAAAGGAAACGCACGAAGAAAGGCAAGGCAAAGCGCCCGAGCAAGAAAUCCAUCUUCGAAAUAUACGAGCCCAGCGAACUCAAGAGAAGCCACUUCACAGACCUGGAUAAUGAGAUCCGGAAAACCGACAUUCCGGAGCGCAUGCAAAUCCGCGAGGUGCCCAUCACGCCCGUGGCCGAAGGCAGCUCUGAACUGGAAGAUGAGGCUGAGUGGAUAUACAAGCAGGCCUUCCUCAAGCCACCCGUGUCCAAGGCGGACUCGCAGGAGUCCCGCGAGAGGACUCGACGGGGCCCAAGCACAGUGGUGAAGAUCCGCCAGGCGCUGGACUUCAUGAGGAAUCAGACGCUGGAAGUUCCGUUCAUAGCGUUCUACCGCAAGGAGUACGUGCAGCCGGAGCUUAGUAUCAAUGAUCUUUGGAAAGUCUACAAGUAUGAUGCUAAGUGGUGCCAACUAAAACAGCGCAAGGAAAACCUGCUCAAACUGCUGGAGAAUAUGCGCGAGUUCCAGCUGGACAAGGUGAUGGUGAACCCCGACGCGCCCAUACCAGAGAACAUGAGGCUCAUCAAGGACGAGGACAUCGACAGGCUAAAGAGCGUGCAAACACCAGAAGAGCUGCGCGAUGUGCACACACACUUCCUGCUGUACUACUCCAGUGACCUGCCCGAGAUGCAGAAGGUGCAGCGGACCAAGGAGAAGAAGCGGGAAAUAGAGGAGAAAAAACGUGCAGCACGAGCGGAGGCCGAGCGCAACGGCGAGGACCCCGAAGAGGCCGCCGCGAGCGUUGAGGCCAUGCCUGAUGAAGAAGAUGUAAUUGAAGUGAAAUACGCGGUGCGCUCCGGACCUUAUGAGCUGUGCCGUCGCGCUGGCAUCGAUGGCCUGGUAAAAAUGUUCGGUCUGACACCGGAGCAGUUUGCGGAGAAUGUGCGAGACAACUACCAACGGCAUGAGGUUGAGCAGCAACCAAUACCGCCUCUGGAGGCCGCUGCUCCUUUUGUGGGUGCCAGUGGGUCAGCGCAAGAAGUCCUACGGCGGGCGGUGUACAUGUGCGGGGUACAGCUGGCACGCGAGCCGCAACUCCGGGGCACGUUGCGGGACGCGCUCCGGGAACGAGCCACCGUGUCCGCGAAACCUACGGCAAGGGGACUUAAGGAGAUCGACGAGAGCCACGCUUGUUACAAUAUGAAAUACCUGAAGAAGAAGCCUGUUCGGGAUCUGACGGGCGACCAGUUCCUGCGGCUGACGAUGGCUGCUGAAGACAAAUUGCUAGAUCUGACCAUCAGCGAGAAUAUCGAGGGUAACACCGGCCCUAACUACCUUGACGAGCUCAAGAACUUGUAUCAAAAGGACGAGUUCGCGGCGACGGUGCAGGCGUGGAACGAGCUGCGCGCCGAGGCGGUGACCAUCGCCUUCUCCAAGAUCGUGAUGCCCGAGAUGCGGCGCGAGCUCAACGCCCUGCUGCUGCAGGAGUCCAAGGAAUACGUGCUGAAGUGUUGUCGGCGGAAACUAUACGACUGGCUGAAGGUGGCUCCGUACGAGUCGAGAGUUUCUGACGACGACGACGAAGAAUGGGACACCAACAAUGGCCUGCGAGUCCUCUCGGUCGCGUACGUGCCGGACCGGCUGCACUCGGCGUUCGCGUGCCUGUGCGCGGGCGGCGGCGAGGUGGCCGACCACCUGCGGCUGCCGCACCUGCUGUACCGCCGCAACGCCUGGGACGCGCUCGAGCGGCUGAACAAGGAGGCCGAUAUGACGGCGCUGCGAAGAUUCAUCCUCCGCAAGAAACCGCACGUGAUAGUAAUCGGCGGCGAGUCCCGCGAGGCGCUGAACAUCAAAGCGGACGUCAUCGAGGUGGUUCAGCAGCUGGUCGAAGACGAACAGUUCCCGCGGAUACCCGUGGAGAUAGCCGAUAACCACAUCAGCAAGAUCUACAGCAACAGUUUGCGCGGACGGAACGACUUCAGAGAGUACCCGGAAAUCCUCCGCGAAGCCAUCUGCCAAGCGCGCCUGCUCCAAGACCCGCUGAUGGAGAUCUCCACGCUGUGCGGCCACGACGAGGAGAUACUGUGCUUCCGCUACCAUCCGCUGCAGGACCAGAUCGCUAAGGAAGACCUGCUUGAAGGCAUCGAGCUGGAAUUCGUCAACAGGGUGAAUGAAGUCGGUGUUGACGUAAACGAGGCCAUUCUAACUGGCAGAGGUACAGAACUGCUUCAGUUCGUAUGCGGUCUGGGACCAAGGAAAGCCCAAGCCCUAAUCAAACUCUUCAAACAAACCAACCAGAAGCUAGAGAACAGAACACAACUCGUCACAUUCUGCCACAUGGGACCUAAAGUGUUCAUCAACUGCUCCGGUUUCAUCAAAAUCGACACAAGUAGCUUGGGAGACAGUACGGAAGCGUACAUAGAAGUUCUAGACGGUUCCAGAGUCCAUCCAGAAACGUAUGAAUGGGCACGGAAAAUGGCAGUAGACGCUUUAGAAUACGAGGACGAAGAUGCCAACCCAGCCGGUGCUUUAGAAGAAAUUUUAGAAGCCCCUGAGAGGCUAAAGGAUCUAGACUUGGACGCGUUUGCUGAAGAAUUAGAACGACAAGGCUUUGGAAAUAAGAGUAUAACCCUAUACGAUAUACGAGCAGAAUUGAACUCUAGGUACAAAGAUCUCAGGGUGUCUUAUCGCUCGCCGACGCCCGAGGAACUGUUUGACAUUUUGACCAAAGAGUCUCCCGAAUCGUUCUUCGUGGGUAAAAUGGUGCUGGCGUCUGUAGUGGGGAUCACGCAUAGGAAACCUCAGAGGGAAAUGCUGGAUCAGGCUAAUCCUGUGAGGAAUGAUGAGACCGGGCUCUGGGAGUGUCCAUUCUGUCAUAAAAACGAUUUCCCGGAGUUGUCAGAGGUGUGGAAUCAUUUCGACGCAGGCGCUUGCCCGGGCCAGGCCACCGGCGUCCGAAUCCGGCUGGACAACGGUCUCUCUGGCUACAUCCACAUAAAGAACCUCUCAGACAGACACGUGGCCGACCCGACCGAACGCGUGCGCAUCGGUCAGACCGUCCAUUGUAGGAUCUUGAAGAUUGACGUGGAGCGGUUCUCUGUGGAUUGCUCGAGUAAAUCGUCGGAUUUGUUGGACAAAAAUAACGAAUGGAGACCAUCAAAAGACCCGUACUAUGACCAAGAGGCUGAAGACAAAGACGUGCGCAAGGACAAAGAGACGAAGCAAACGAAAGAGCGGAUGCAAUACGUGAAGAGAGUCAUCGUCCACCCGGCCUUCCACAACAUCUCGUUCGCGGAGGCCGAGAAACUUAUGGAAAACAUGGCGCAAGGCGAGGUCAUCGUACGACCGAGUAGCAAGGGGUCUGACCAUCUCACAGUUACGUGGAAGGUAGCCGAUGGCAUCUGUCAACACAUUGACGUUCGAGAGGAGGGCAAGGAAAAUGCUUUCUCGUUGGGCCGAAGUCUCUGGAUUCAAGGCUCCGAAUUCGAGGAUCUGGAUGAAAUCAUCGCGCGCUACGUCACACCCAUGGCCGGUCACGCGCGCGACCUCAUCUCCUACAAGUACUACAAACCGCUCGGCGGCAUGCGGGACAAGGCCGAGGAGAUACUCAAGGAGGAGAAGGCCAAGAACCCCAACAAGAUACACUACGUCAUAUCCGCGGCGAAGAACCAUCCGGGUAGAUUCCUACUGUCGUACCUACCCCGCGCGCGCUGCACGCACGAGUACGUGUCGGUCACCCCCGACGGUUACAAAUUCAGGCAGAGGUUGUUCGACUCACUAGGAGGUUUGCUCAAAUGGUUUAAGGAGCACUUUAGAGAUCCCCCGCCGCACGGCACGCCGGCGGCGCGCACGCCCGCCAUGCGCACGCCGCACGGCAUGUCCUCGCUCUACCACACGCCCGCCGCGCACACCCCCGCCUUCCACACCCCCGCGCACACCCCCGGGCCCGCCUACAUCAACACCCCCUACACGCCGUCCGCUCAAACUCCGUACAUGACCCCGUUCGCGACUACACCCAGGCAACCAGAUUUCCUGACGCCCGCGGCGAUACCUCGCCACAAACCGGCGCCGGUGCCGGUUUACCAGGAGCCCUCCGAUUGGCAGAAGGCGGCCGAGGACUGGGUGCGACACAGAAGUGUGCGCGACACGCCGGCGACUCCCCGCAGCAGCGAGGGCAUGUCGACUCCGAGACAGUCGAGCCGCACGCCCCGCAUGGACUCUCGCUCGACACCCAGGCACGAGUCCCGCACGCCUCGCCACGACUCUAGAAGCACGCCGCGGUCGCACUCGGGGCGGCAGUCGCGCGCGCAGUCGGUGCGCUCGACGCCGCAGACCAACACGUCGCCGCGGUCCAUGUCGCUCGGCGACGCAACCCCGCUGUACGACGAGAACUAA